Osmia bicornis bicornis is the source of this 7904-nucleotide messenger RNA. Its product is annotated as cyclin-T-like. Gene Ontology annotation, cellular component: cyclin/CDK positive transcription elongation factor complex; nucleus. Gene Ontology annotation, molecular function: cyclin-dependent protein serine/threonine kinase activator activity. NCBI's taxonomy places the organism in Eukaryota, Metazoa, Arthropoda, Insecta, Hymenoptera, Megachilidae. The transcript is spliced from 8 exons. The coding region runs from base 2 to 3832 and encodes 1276 amino acids. The record is from RefSeq and is a predicted model, not a curated record. Gene Ontology annotation, biological process: regulation of transcription by RNA polymerase II; positive regulation of DNA-templated transcription, elongation.
AAUGGCGGCUGACGAAAAAUGGUACUUUACGAAAGAACAGCUUACAAACACGCCGAGCAGAAGAUGCGGCAUCGACGCGGAUAAGGAACUGAGCUACCGGCAGCAGGCAGCGAAUUUCAUUCAGGAUAUGGGACAGCGGCUCGUCGUGUCACAAUUAUGUAUCAACACAGCAAUAGUGUAUAUGCACAGGUUCUAUGUAUUCCACUCGCUGUCACAUUUCCACAGGAAUGCAAUUGCAGCAGCUGCAUUAUUUUUAGCAGCAAAAGUGGAAGAACAACCACGCAAGUUAGAACAUGUUAUCAAAAUGGCCCAUAUGUGUCUACACAGAGAUCAGCCCCCACCUGACAUCCGGUCUGAGCAAUACCUUGAACAAGCUCAGGAUCUGGUUUUCAAUGAAAACGUCCUACUACAAACAUUGGGGUUUGAUGUCGCCAUUGAUCAUCCCCACACACAUGUUGUUAGAUGUUGUCAACUGGUUAAAGCGAGCAAGGACUUAGCCCAGACUUCAUACUUCAUGGCAUCUAACAGUUUACAUUUAACAACCAUGUGUCUGCAGUACAAACCAACGGUGGUUGCCUGUUUCUGCAUACAUCUGGCUUGCAAAUGGUCCAAUUGGGAGGUAAAUAUUCCACAAAGUACGGAAGGGAAACACUGGUUUUGGUAUGUCGACAGGAGCGUAACUUCCGAACUUUUACAAGAGCUUACAGCAGAAUUCCUUCAUAUAUUUGAUAAGUGUCCAUCGAGAUUGAAAAGAAAAAUAAUGAGCAUAUCUGCCAAUCAAAGUCCAAGCAUUAAUCACCCUAGUUUACCAAAUUCACCUUUUGAUGCAGAACCGCGUAAAGUACAGUCUCCUGCGACGAUCGACGGUGGACCUACAUUCCAUACGAGUCGACCUCAUCAUACGGAGAAACAAGAAGAGAAGAAACAAAUUGUUCCCGCGCCUACUAGGCCUCCCGUCGACUACAGGGAAUAUCGAGAGAAGAAGGAACGCGAACGUUUAGAAAGAGAAAAGGCGACGGCACCGACGACGGUACCGCAGACUCACGCGUCGGAUAUCAACAAGCAUCAUUCGCAUCACCAUAAACCUGUAUCUAGUACAAACGUGCUGAACAAACAUCCAUUGCCUCCAGGACAGAAGACGCUUCAUCAUAAUCAUCAUCACAGGCCAGAAGUUAAAGUUGGACAGCCGGUACCUCAGAGACAUUCUAGUAGUACUCAAGCUAGGGAACCAAAUCGUGAUCCUAAUAGGCAGAGGUUACAAAGAGAGUACAAUUCGAGCACUGGUACAAGUAGCAGUAGUAAUAAUAGUAGUACUCUUCAUUCUCAUAGUCAUACGAUGCCGAAAGAUCCGAAUUUGGAUGGUAAUUCGUUAACGGAUUCCACCGCUCACAGACCGGACGUCGGAAGCUUACAAGAUCCAGUUGCCCAUGGAAACAUGCAAGAAAAACUUAGUAAUAAUAAUCAUAGCGUGCACAGAUUAAGUGGGAUAGAAAAUAAGCAUCAGGGUCACGAUAAAAGGAUGUACGAUCCGAGGCAUAAACCCGUAGAACAUAGAAAGGAUAACGAACAAAAACCAUACAAAUAUCCGGAUCCAACGAGAGUCGAACGGCAAAGAAAGUCCGACACGUUGGAACAAAGAUGCGAAGAAGUGAGAAAACUUAUCGAGAAACCAUUACCUCCGCCGAAACCUGCCCUCGAUGUACCAUACGCUUCAAACACACAAAAACAACCAGCUCAUCACGCUAAAUACAAUCAGUCGGAGAAAUUGCAGACCGGUAGCGGUUCUAUACCGAUCGAAGCGAAGCUCACGACCGCGCAGAGUUCGUUCACGCAAGAGAAAUCACCGACUAGUUUCACUGCGACCUGUUUGCUUGCUCAGAAAUCGUUGCCGACGAAGACUGUAACCAGUCAGCAUACCGCUCACGGUGUGUCGCAGAUCUUAAAGGACACGAUUAAGAACGGCAGUUCUCAGUCGUCGAGUUUAGCGUCUUUGAACAACGUCGACGAUCCGAAAACUGAGAAGCGACCGCGGUACGACGAACUAGAUAAAUGUUCGUCGGACAUUCAACAUAGUAUACUCCAUACACCUUCUGGCAAGCCAAAAUCGCUGUUCAGUCCGGAGAAGGUACCGACGCCUCGAGAAUCCCACUCGCAAAGGCCUAAAUCUAAACAAAAGACGCCACCCUCGGCCGCAAAAGUUCCUAAACAAGAACGCGUACCAGAUACGUCGAUAGGUUUUAAUUUAGUAUCACCGUUCGCGAGCCCGCCGGGCUUGCAACAAAUAGAAACUCAAUCGGUUAAACGAUCAGCCAGCGAUGUCUCGACUACCUUCCACAAGAGGCAUCGCGCCGGCAGUACUACCGAUAGUGGACAGCAACAAGUGAAAGUGAAAAUGGAGGACACGUCCAGUUUCGAGGCUGUUAAGAUGCUCGGUAGGGUACCAGAACUUAUACAACCAAUUAGAGACAAUCCUUCGGCGAACGGUAGAGCAACUCAAAUCGCGAACGACAUGAAACCGCCGGAGCUUAUAAAACCGUUCGAAGCCGAACUAACGAGAUCGCGUUUCGGUGCAGUGGCGACGCAGCAACAGACUAUGUCGUCGAAUCAGCACGGUCUUACCAAUGGUUUGGACGCGAAUUUAAUUGCGAAGCAAGAAUCGCAAGAAUUCCAAAUUAAGAAGGAACCUUACAAGACAGACGUACCGAUGAAGAUCGAACAUUCGCAGAUCAAAGGUGAAUAUUUAUCUCCAAUGAAAUCUGCUCAAAGUAUAAGUGCCCUGCUUCAGGAACCUUUAGCACCUUUGCCAUCGUUGCUGCAGAGUAUGCACCAAUUUAGUCAAAUAACCACGCAACAAAUUCAUCAGGAACAAUAUCACCAACAACAACAGCAUUUGCAACAACAGCAGCAGCAUCAUCAUCAUCAUCAACAACAACAGCAGCAAUCUUUAUCUCAUUCUAUGUUAAUGUCGGAUCAUCAGAUGUCUCUUCAGAAUCAAUGCCUCGCUUUGGCAUCGAUCAGCGAGCCUGUUAUCGCCUCGACCGUCGACAUAAGCGCUCUUUCGGAACCCGUGCAAACCAGCACAGAGUCGAUGCUUCCUGUACCAACGUCGACCACCUUAACCCCUGCUCCAGCUGUCGAAGAGAAGAGGUCGGAGCAUCGGAAGAGCGAGAAGAAGAAGAAGAAGGAGAAGCAUAAACACAAAGACAAAGAGAAGAGCAAGGAGAAGCACAAACACAAGCAUAAAGACAAAGAGAAACAUCGCGAGAAGGAUAAAGAGAAAGGCGAUGAAACUGUGUCAGCUGUACCGAUCAAAAUAACGAUCCCUAAGGACAAGUUGAACCUGAGCACCGAGUCGAGCAGCAGCACGGUUGGCGGAGCCGCGUCAGCGGAGAAGAACAAAUCCCCUCAGAAUACCAGCAUCAAAAUCAUCAUACCUAAGGAACGGUUGAGAACCGACAACGUGUCCAGUUCACCGGCUCAGUCGGUCGUUCAGGCACCGUUGAAGAUCAAAAUCCGUACGGACGGUAUCUCGAGGAGUUCCGCGGCUGCUCCGUCCACCACGACGACCAGUACGAGCAGCAUUGUUCCGGAUUUCUCGACAGAGGGCCGGAAACGCGAUCGUUCCGACGCUAAGGAGAGCCAAAUGACCAAUCAGCCAACAACGAAGAAGCAAACGCAGGUCACGUCGGCGGGUUACGGGCAGCAUCGACCAGGCGAACGGCAGAACGGCAGACAUUAUAGCUCGGGCAGCAAUAACAAGGAAAAACACACGUCUAGCCACCACAAAAGUUCCAGCAAAUUCUCGCAGUCCCAGCACUCUCACACCUCGUAGUAUCCGGAUGUCGGUAGAAGAGGAUAUUGGUAAAAAAAGAAAAGUGUCGCAGAAGCCCUCCGAAGUGACCUGACCCGCCUCGAAGAAGAGGAAUUCAUCCAGUUUCUUCGUUUAUCGUGUGUCGAGACUCGAUGGAAUCCACGCAGUUUUCAUCGUCGUCCUAGUUUUCUCAUCCUAGAUGAUCAAGAGGAGUUCUUCUCGACUAUAUAUAUAUAUAUAAAUCACGACGAGGGAAAGUUCUUGCGAUUUUGCUCGAAGAUCAAUCGAGGAAGAUGCAAAGCUUGCUGGCGCCUUUUACGUUGGCCAAAGUUUUAACGUAAUUCAAACAGCGAUUAUAAUGCUUUCGAGUAGAACGCGAGUACAGAAAAAAGAGAAAUAAUGGUUGAUAUAGAAUAGGAUAAAUUUGGCUGAUUUUUAAUCAACUUCGCGUAUAUUAUAAAAUUCAAUGUCUCGAGUAAUUUGACUAUACACAUAAUUUUUAUUUUGAUAGUUAUACGACUUUGAUAGUCGAGUAAUUACUUUUUAAUAUAAUGCCUGAAAUGCUUCCAAUUUCUGGGGAUAACGGUAUAUUAAAAAGUUCAAUAGGAAUUUUAGUUUUUAUUUAUUAAUGUAAGAGUAAACAUCAAAGUUAUGGAGAUCCUAACGAAAAAAUACUUGGAACAUUGAUAUUUAUAAUUUACAUUAAGCUAUUGAUAUCAUCGAACUUUAUUCUGUUCUAUAUAAUUACCAAAUAAUGUUCUUACUCAGGUCAAAUUAGGUACACGAUUAGUUAAGGAGAAAGCAAAUUUCACUUCGUCCCGGGUCAUUGGAUUACGUGACUGAUUUUCACUAAACCUUGUGCAUCCACUGUACAUCGUUCUUUAUUGUAUCUGUACGUGUUAUAAGAUAUCAGACGAAUUCUUUUCUCUCAACGAGAUGCGAAUACUUGAAAGAAUACGUCUCGUAUCAAGGUAGCCCUUAGGAUCUUUCAAAGUUCUGAUUUUCACUCGAAGUUGUCUCUGAUUUAUACCCAUCAUUUUUAUAGUAUAAUAUUUAGUUGAAAGUACACGCAUGUUAUUUUUUAAUUUCAUCCCUAGGGCUACCAGAUCUUUUUCUUUCUAUUUCUUAUCCCGUUCAACUGCCACGUUUUCUUUUCUAUGAAGAAGCGCAAGACUAUGCGCCGUUAAUUUAAUAUUAAAUUGAUCGUCGAUCGAUUCGUUAGACAGGGACGUUCUUUAAAUAGAUCGAAGGAUCAACGAGUCGAACAUUAGAAUAUAGUAAUAUCUGUGUACGUUUAUAUCUAGGCAAGUUUUUCUUUACACGUUCAGUGGAUUAGAAGCACAAAUGCCUUGUGUACGACGUUCUUUAUCGAUGAAUCGAAAGAGCUCAAUCAUUGUACGCGUAUUUUCUUUUUCUUUUUUUUUUUUUUUUAUUCAUCAUUUUUAACCGAUCGAUUUUCGUGCUUUCUUUUUACAUAUCAUCAUGCAUUUAACGAGCUUUCGUUCCCUUUUAUCGUAAACGUGUAGAAUUAUGGAUUCAAAAAUUGAUGAAUCCACUCGUUUCACUCAAUGUAUAUAUAAAGAUUCAUAAUUGUUAAUCGUAUAGAUAUCAUUUCGGCUGUUCCCUAGCUAGUUUUCAUUCGUCUCAAACAGUUUUCUACGGAUCCGCGUGUCCCUUACCAACGAAUCGUUUGUGCGAGUAAAUGCACACCGAAAGAAAAACUUGGUCCAUUGUCCAAUGAUAUUUAUUCGUGCCGUUUUUGUUAUGUAAAUAGCCGAAGACCGCAUAAUAUAGUACGUAAUUGAAACUAUAUUAUCCGCCACUUUAGCAUUAAAGGACUAUAGGUAAAUAAUUAAUAAUAUUAUCGUCAGACUGUAAAUAAAAUUAUUUUGUAUGCCAAAAUAAACCAAAUGAAUGACUCGACACACAACGGUUACACGAUCGCGUUACGCCACACGUUAUGAUUAAUCUAUAUAGAAACAAAACAAGACAGACAAAAUGGUAACAAAAUUAAAAAAAGAAAAAAAAGGAACACAAUGGUACAAGUUGUUGCAGUACGACGCGCAAUGAAACGAUGAGACUACUACGUUAUUAUAUUAAUAUUGUCUUCUUCACUCGUUCAAAGUACCAUGAAUUUUGCGCAUAUAUUUAGCGACACAUAUACACAUACACACACAAGUUUAAAUACUCGAUUCUAUCCUCCGCAUAGUAGGUAUUAUUUUUUAAGAAGAAAAUACCACAAUUGCGAACGGCCGUGCGUACUGUAUCGAAAAAAAAAAAAAAAAUGUUAUCACUGGUUUUCACGCAUGUUUCGUACCGAGCAUUUGUUUGUCGCGUUGUCUAAAAGCAACGCGAACCUGCUCUCGUUACAUAAUUAUUAACAUUAACAUUUAAUAUCGAUAACAUAAAUAACGAUUAUUCUAAAUAACAUCCAACAAUGAUAAUGAUAACACGAUAAGAACGCAAAGAAUCAAGAAGAGGAACGAAACUGUGAAACGCCUGUAUUGUGUUUUUCGUGAAGAGAUAUCUGGAAUUCACGCAAUUAGCCAUUCUUCGUCGUUCUUUCUGUAUUGUGCAUAUCGUGGUUGCGCACCAACGUUCGGGAACGUGCACGAAGAAAUUGUAUUUAUUGAUUAUAAAGAUAAGUCGAUCGAACGUAACUUUAGAAUUGUAUUCGACUGUCAAAUGCCUUUUCAAAGCGUUUGUUCAACGAAAGAAAAGAUAAAAAAAAAAAAAACAUAACAAAAGGCGUGUUAGCAAUAAAUGUUCCGAAGCUUUCUCGGCGCGAUAAAAUACACGUUACGCUCGUCGUUCGUCGAACAAUAUUGCAAGGAAUAUUUUUUAUUCUUAUUACGAUAAGUGGAGAGAUCGACGAGCCUAUUUUAUCACGCCGACUAUAUGUAUUUUCGUAUUGUCCCGUAGCCGAGAGCAAUCGUAACCUCAACUUAGAAAUGUACGUAUUAAAUCUCUGAAACGAGAUUCCAUCGAGCAUUUCUUCCUUCAGACAAGUUUCUCUCGUUUUCAUAUCCCAUCGAAUCUUUCAGUGGUUCAUUAUUAGUUUUUAUUUUUCUCUUAAGUAUUCUCUUGGCUGUGUGGUACAAGCGACGUUUAUUGCUAAUUGUUUUCGAAUAAUGUGUGUAUCUGUAACACAAUUGUUCAUCGUUCAGCGACACGGAAAGAAAGUGAAAGAAUGAAUUAUUAAAAUAAAAUAGAAGUGGCGACACACGGAACACGUUUGUUAGUCGCCGAAUCUUCUGUCGAAGAUCGAAACGGAUUUGCUUGAUAAAGUUGUUAUAGAAAAAUUUAGUUGUACUCCUAAGAAAGAAGGGAACGAAAACGAUACGUUUGCAAGUGAAAGCAGUUUCCGUUUCUUUGUUCGAGAAACGAAAAAAAAGUAAAAUAGAAAUGCACACGAAUUCGAUCGAGAUGAAAGAUGAAGGAUUUUUUCUUUUUUUUUUUUUUUUUUCUCUCUCUCUUAAGGGACGAACGGGAGUUAACCGAAGGAAUCGUGUCCGCGAUGUAAAUAAAUUUAUUCUUAAGGACUUAAACUGAAACGACGAUUCGUGGAGAGUGUAUACUUAUUAUUAUCGUUUGCAAGUCGUGCAUUUGUAUUUCACGCGCAUGCCAUCGUGCUGCGUAUCGUGGAUACACGCUCGAUCUCGGAAGUCCUCAGCCGUGAUUAAACAUCGUUUAAAAAUUUGUUUUCUUGAUAAAUGGAAGGAGAAUUUUUUUAAGUACGUUCACUCGAAGAGCGAAACGAAUAAUUCUGGGUAUAUUCAGUUCGAAACUGUACAUUUUUUAAAUACAAAUUUUUUAUUUCUUGGAAGUAUUAGAUCCCACCUUACGAUUAAAAAGGUGCCAAUAAUUCUUCCAAUUGCGAGUGCAAUCGUUAAUUUUGCGAAGAAAAGAAAUCAAUCUUGAAUAUGGGUAUUUUAGUUUUUAAAGAAAAGUUUAAUGAAAUAGAAAAUCUUUUUACUUUAAACUUUCGUGACUGACGACUUUUGGGAUUCGAGAUAAGCUUGCCUAGUUUCGGGCAGCGUUUAAAAAAAGUUAUCCUCAAUAAAGAGAGAAGCAAAAGAAUGAUUAAAACGAA